Messenger RNA from Mesorhabditis belari, 1836 nucleotides. The record is from the annotation of a GenBank genome assembly. NCBI's taxonomy places the organism in Eukaryota, Metazoa, Nematoda, Chromadorea, Rhabditida, Rhabditidae.
AUGUCUGCGAGUGAAUUAGAAGAAUUGCUGGAGAAGAUGACGGGUCAAAGUGUGAAUAAAACUCCUUGGUGCUUCGAUGCGAGCUCUUUCUCCGCUCACAAUCACUCACAAGAAGACUAUCGACUUAUGCAAGAAUUUCUGCUUUCCUAUUGGCACUUCAGCGAGCUUUUUGGUGGAUACAACUUCUUUAGUUACGUGUUCAAUGGCUGGGUCACAUUGCUAUUGAGUGCACUUGGAUUCUUUGGGAAUUCUCUUUUAUUGUUGCAGAUCUACAGCAACCGUGUAUUCUCGAAACGGCUCUCCAUUCAUUUGAUGAUGAUCUGCAUCUGGGAUAUCACGUUUCUCUUUUGUUGCCUUGCCACCUACUCGGUGCCAGUGCUCGUUAAUGGAAGCCUCAUGUUUUACGGUUGGAUGGCCUAUGUUCUCUACAUUCUGCAGCCAUUAGCCUGUUUCUGUAUCUCGGCCAACAUUUGGCAUGUUCUAGCGAUCUCAUAUGAAAGAUACCGAGCCGUCAUUGAUCCAUUAGGACACCGCAGAACGCAAGAUCGUUUUCGGAUUUGGUUGAUUGUCGGUGGAAUUUCCUUCGGAGCUGCACUUCUAAAUGGGAUUUCAAUUCCAUUUGAAAAAAUGCUUCAUCCAUGCUACAUGAUCGAGUCAAAAGAACGAGAAAAUGGCACUGAGACGAGCCUUUAUCUGUCAACAAUUUUACUGAUGAAUCAAGAACCUUGGAUAAAUAUCGUUUUUCAUCUGAUCCCCGAUCUGCUUCUACGAGCCCCUUUACCACCGCUCGCAAUCCUUUGGUACACCUAUAAAACGCUCGCCAAAUGUCAUAAACGGAAGCAAAUCGGCACCACUGUUGUGAUAUUGCCGACAAAUCGACGAAUUGAGACCCGGCUUUAUCUCCUAGCCGCCAAGUUCAUCCUCUGCAAUUUCCUCUUUUUGAUCGUUUUUGGAAUGAUCGAAUGGUAUGGAAUGGGCAAUUAUAUCAAACGAACCGAGCCGGGAAGCGAAAGAGAUCAGCAAUUGGUCAAUCGAUACUGGUACAGCUAUUAUUUGACGGAUGCGAGCAAUCUCUUGCUAUCAUUUCAUGCAGCCACCAAUUGGUUGCUCUUCUACAAUUUCUCGACAUUUAUGAAAAAGCACAGCCUUGCCGCGAGCACCUCAAUGACGUCAAUCCAAAAAAGCAACGCGAUCACAGAGAGCUUCGCCAAGUUUGUGCUCACAUUCAUUGACGGGAAACAACACCAAAUUGGAAGAGAGAUUUUGGCAAAGAUCUGUUGGGAGAUGCCAAUUGUCAAGCAAAAGAUUCUACCCAACUAUACUCCUCAUAACUAUGCCCUUUUGGCCACAAAUCCAACGGUGAGAGAGUGCGGAGAGAUGGUCGGCGAUUUCAUACAAAUUUCUCUGGAAUGGUUCUCUGACCCAACCUUACCGUACUCAGAAAUUCGGGAAAUUUGCCGAAAACUCGGUGUCGCACAAUUCGAGUCAAAAGCCAACUUCACUCCACAACAAUGGAAACAAAUGCGAACGAUCUCGAUCUCGACUCUUUUCAUGUUCAUCAUGAAAAAUUUCAACUCAAGAGAAUACACGAAAAAUGAAAUUGAAUUGGGAUUGACGAAAGCGUUUAACUUUUUGCUUUCCGAAACGAAACAAGCAGCACUUUGUGCUUUGGUGGAAGCGCAAAGAAAGUCAACUCGUCCCCGGCGCUCAGCCUCGACAUCGCGAAGUCUCCGCGAAUAUCCCCGUCUCGGUCAACCAUUUGUCACCCCGAGAUCCGAUCGACAAAAACUCCUCGAUACAAAUGAGAACUCAAACGAAACGGAAAGUCAACCACUU